This is a messenger RNA of Peronospora matthiolae, 999 nucleotides long. Lineage: Eukaryota; Oomycota; Peronosporomycetes; Peronosporales; Peronosporaceae. The record is from the annotation of a GenBank genome assembly.
AUGACUUCGGAAGGCCAUUGUGUUUUUGUGCUGGUCUACGUGGACGAUGUCUUGGUGACUAGAAGCUCGCUCGAGAUGAUUGCGCGCACCAAGAACGACCUCAAGACACGCUUCGAGAUGACGGACAGCGGCAAGUGUGCCUUUGUUCUUAGGAUCGAGUUAUUGGACGGUGAAGAUGGCAGCGUGACUAUGUGUCAGCGCCGUUAUGUCGACGAUGUCCUCAAGCGCUUUGGAAUGGAUGAGUGCGAGGCUGUAACAAGUCCGGUGGACGUCAGCUCUCGACUGGUUCCAAGAAACUCUGCAAGCAAGGUGGAUGUCCCAUUCCGUGAAGCAGUGGGUGCUUUGAUGCAUCUGACGACUGCAACGCGACCGGACAUCGCCUAUGCUGUGAGCUUUGUGUCACGGUUCAUGGAGAAACCCCAAGAAGAACACUGGGUUGCAGUCAAGCGCAUCUUCCGCUACCUACAAGGCACCAAGAUGCAUGGAAUCUGCUACAAGCCAAGUGCGAAGAUCUACUUUCGUGGCUAUUCAGAUGCAGACUGGGCCGGUGACCUUGCUGAUCGCAAAUCGACGUCCGGCUACGUCUUCAUGCUAUUGGGUGCUCCGGUGAGUUGGGGCAGCAAGAAACAGCCAAGUGUGUCACUGUCUACAAGCGAAGCGGAGUACAUCGCGCUCAGCCUGGCGAUCCAAGAAGGCAAGUGGAUCAAUCGCUUGCUGUGCGAGAUCAUGGCGGCUGCAAACGAAGAAGGACCCGAGCUCGUCAUCCGUGAAGACAACCAGUCGUGCAUCAAGAUGACGAAGAAUCCGGUCAACCACGGCCGCGCUAAACACAUCGACAUCAAGUACCAUCACAUCCGUGAUGAAGUCAAGCGCGGCGAAGUGAAGCUUGAAUACUGCGAGACGACGUUGAUGUUGGCGGACAUCAUGACGAAGGGACUUCACGGACCGCGUCACAAGGACUUGACGGCGGCGCUUGGCAUCCGUGCGUGUUCGGAUUGA